Solenopsis invicta (red fire ant) is the source of this 1172-nucleotide messenger RNA. RefSeq lists its product as uncharacterized. The record is from RefSeq and is a predicted model, not a curated record. Bases 363 to 1157 code for a protein of 264 amino acids. The transcript is spliced from 3 exons. Lineage: Eukaryota; Metazoa; Arthropoda; Insecta; Hymenoptera; Formicidae.
AUUCCUAGCGUUAUUAGCGCCUAGUGGUACUAGAAAUGUAGCAUGCCUCGGUAUAGCGUGAUGUGGAGGGAAUGCGCAUAAGAAGUUUUACAUAUAUGCGUAUAGAUAGGCCUAGAAGCGCGCGCGGUUUUGCUUUCCGUCUAAAUUUAAUCUUUUUCUCGUGUCCUUUUAUCAAUUUUUACUGUGUCGUUUUCGUUACUCCGUAUCCUACACGUGUUGAUAAAAUAUUUCUUUGCAACUCGUGCGCAACAGGUAUGUAUAUUUAUUGUGGCAGAAAGAAUAAAAGGUUCAACAUCUUAUUAUAUUCAUAUUAUAUUUAUAGGCAUUGAUACUGUGCAAUUAAUACCUGUGCAAUUUGAAAUAUGUAUUGUGUGGCUGAAUUUAUUAAAACUGCAGAGACGGAAGUUGUACCAACAAAAUGGGUUAAUAAACAAGGUACUAAGUGUUUUUGGCCUUAUUACAAAGGCACCGACCGAAUUAAAAAAGCUAUUUUAUCAAGCGAAAUUCCUGAUCCAGAGAAGUGGGACGAGUAUGAUACCAGAAUAUUACAUAAAUAUAAUACAUAUCAAGAAGCUCGCUCUCACUUAUCAAAAGCUGUAUAUACAUCUCAUUUGGAUUCGGAAGAAGAUAAUGAAUGUAGACGUAAAAGAAAAAGAAUAUCGAAAACUUGGUCUUCGAGUGAAGAAAGUGUUAUUUUAAAGAAACAAAAACAAAACAAAAAUAAAAGUAAAAUAAGGUCCCCACCUACAAUAAGAUUUGAUAAAUGUACUUUAGAUAAGGAAAACUUUGUAAACUCUCUAGCAGAGUUACCACGUGAAAGUUCAAGUUCCUCUAUUAUAGCUACUACUUCUAUGAAUGACGAUAAUAAUGAUAACGGUAAUAAUGGAUAUAGAGAUAAAAGAAGAAUGUCGGAGAUUUAUUCUUCAAGUGAAGACAGCUUUGUUUCAAAGAACUCAAAGCAAAACAAAAAUAGAAGUGAAAUAAAAUCUCCUAAAAUUACCUCAUUUGAUAAAUCUACUUCAAAUAGGGAAGACUCAACUUUAAAUUCUAACUUUCAAGAGGAAUCAUGUGGAAGAAAUUUUAUGGAAAAUGAAAAUUUCAGUUCAUUUAUUAUGCCUACUACUAGUUCCAUGAACAAUAACAAAAAUGCAGGUUAGUUUUUUUUAUAAAAU